GGGUAACCACCUUUCGUACUGCUUAGCCUUCUGUUUCUGUUUCGGAUUAUGUUUUGCAUGUUCUUAAGGAUAAAACAAACAAGGGGAAAUCAUCGCGAACAAGAACCUCAAAAACACAGUCUGGAUUAUCCGCCCUUGAUUAUUUUAAAUUGCCUAACUAAAUAUUAGAACUUUGUAUUGCAAAUUUGUUAUCAUUUUGAGUUUGAAAAAAUGAAGUUACUUUUAAAAUGUUUGGUAUUUUUAACAAUUUUUAAAGUAAUAUCCUGUUCAAACGAGGACAAUACAAGAGUAAUUCUCAGUCAUAUGCAAGAUUGGGGAAAAGAAAUUUUCAAGACUUUGACAGGAAAGAAUAAAGGACAAUACUUAGUCGCAGCUCUAUUGUCUGAUGACGACUUGAAUACACCACAUAAGAUGCCAGGCAAAUUGCUGAAAGGAUGUCCUAAUGACGGUCCAGAUAAAGAUAAACAUAUGAUAAUGUGCUCAACUAGUGGGGUACUUCUAAACAGAAAAAGUGAGGAAAUUUUGAAUAGAAGUCGUUGGAAUGACACAAAAUAUAAAGACCAUCCGUGGCAUGGAGAAUAUAUAUUGUUAAAUGAAGGUUUCAUAGAAAAGCUUGUGGAAAAUUUUGGAAAGGACAAAAAUUGUCAGGUGUACUUAUACUCCUAUUAUAUACCAUGUGCUGACAUAAAUGGCACUCCGUACUCGUGCUCCAAUGAAAUUCUAAUUUAUAACGAUAGGGGUGAUAUAUCAUGUAAAAUAACUGUUAUCGGGUACACAAAGGUAUUUAGACGUUCAAACAAGACACUGACAAACAAGACAAUAGCGGUAAAUAACAUUAAUUCAGCCCGUGCACAGUUGUUUCAAAAUGUCAAAAAUGCCAAAUUGAUGGCAAUUAAAGAUGUCAAGGACAGAAAUCGUGCUGUACCUUUACAGGAAUUAAUGUUUUCGUGCCUGGUUGAAUCGCAUUUGUCAGGCUGUUGUGUAAGCUCCAUCUCAUACAGAAGACGCAGCAAUGAAAUAAUUGCGUAUUUCGUAAACAAUAUGGUACAUUCUCUUGUGAUAAAAUUCUGCACAAAAACAGCAAUGGAAUUAGCAUCUGGAUUUGGAAAGCCUUAUAAUGCACAGAAAUUGUCGCAAGCAGGUUGGACAUUUAAUGGAGAACAUUGGAACCUUCUUUAUCCUAUAUCUCCCGAGCAAUUAAGAAAUCAGAUGAAGCUGCAAUGUGCUAAAAAACCUAUGUCAGUCGACUCCAUCUGUACGAAAUAUGACAGCGAUGAAUACAGGAGACGACAACAGGAAAAUGACAUGCCGCUGAGGAGACGUGGCGGGUGA
Messenger RNA from Ruditapes philippinarum (Manila clam), 1332 nucleotides. RefSeq lists its product as uncharacterized. The coding region runs from base 211 to 1332 and encodes 373 amino acids. The transcript has 3 exons. The record is from RefSeq and is a predicted model, not a curated record. Lineage: Eukaryota; Metazoa; Mollusca; Bivalvia; Venerida; Veneridae.